GCGCCCCGCCCCACCCCGUACGGCCCACAAAUCCCGAGGCAGCGAGGCCCGGGUUGUCUAGGCUCCGGUAGGUAAUGCCCCGGAAGGCAGGGAACGUGGAAGAGGCUGCGGCCGUUGCGGAGGAGGUGGACGCGGAGGAGGUGGGCCCUGAAGAGUACGGCGGGCAGGAGUCCGGCCCGGAAAUGCCCGACCCAGAGGAGCCGGGCGCCCAGGAGGGGAUGGAGGCCGGGCAACCGCGGCCCGUGCUGCGCUCAGUGAACUCGCGCGAGCCGUCGCAGGUCAUCUUCUGCAACCGCAGUCCGCGCGUCGUGCUGCCGGUGUGGCUCAACUUCGACGGCGAGCCGCAGCCCUACCCGACGCUGCCGCCCGGCACUGGCCGCCGCAUCCACAGCUACCGAGGUCACUUGUGGCUUUUCCGAGAUGCCGGGACAUAUGAUGGGCUUCUGGUUAACCAGACUGAACUGUUUGUGCCAUCUCUCAAUGUUGAUGGACAGCCUAUUUUUGCCAACAUCACACUGCCAGUGUACACUCUGAAGGAGCGGUGCCUCCAAGUUGUCCGGAGCCUCGUCAAGCCUGAGAAUUACAGGAGACUGGACAUCGUGAGGUCUCUCUACGAAGACCUGGAAGACCACCCGAAUGUACGGAAAGACCUGGAGCGGCUGACACAGGAGCAUUUUGAAAACCAGGGAAUGGAAGGGGAGACAGAAGAUUCUAAAUAUAAUUUGCACUCCUGAGUCUCAGCCUCUGGUGGUACUGACUAGUCUUGAUCUACAUUUAGGACUGGUCACUUACUCUCAGAUUCAAGGUGUCUCAUUCCUGGAGGAAAAUAUCCUCUUCUGCUUACAGGAAAGGUAACUGACUUCACUAGGCAUUGUGAUGUUUAGGGGCAGAUGUCACAAAAUGUAAUUUAACGCCUGCCCCUUCUACAAGUAUUCCAGUAGUCAGCGAGUAGUUGCAUUUUUGCCUCCUAGUAAGUCAGGAGAGUUUGUACGUAAGGACUCUUGUGUAAGUCAUUCAGUGGAAUUGCAGCAUACUCUUUAAUUGUAAGAAAGCAGUGGCAUCUGCUUUUGAUCGCUGUGUUGUGGUUGGUGACGUGUCCGCCUCCCACUUGGAGAAGACAGACGUGUCCCUAAGGCAGGGACACGUCUGUCUUCUCGUUGAGACCCCAGUGCCUCACACAUUAUGAGCCUUCAGUCAGUGUUUGUUGAAUGAACAAACCAGUGGAUACUUUGGUAGAAAGUAUUUGGAAGUUUUGCCCUUUUUGGGGGGUGGGGAGGUGGGCCUUUACAGUGUAUGCCGUAAACAAAUGUUUUAAAGGGAAUCACUUUUCUAGAAAGCACUUUUUAUAACUUUCUGAAUUUUGUGCUUUUCUCUGUCUGCUGUUGCAGUGCUACUUUGUUUGUUUCUGAACCAGGAUUAGCUUUCUGCAGUUAUUGUGAUGAUUGCUUCUUUUUAAGCUUGACAUCUGACCCGAAGAUAGGAGAAAAUAGCUGUCCUCUUGUUUAAUUCUGAUAGUGCUGCAAAUAGGUUUUUGCCAAGUGUGGGUAUUUCUGUUACUUUUUGUAAAUCCAUUACUUUUCUGUGUGGCUUAGCAUUUUGUAAUUUUUUUUUAAUGCUGCCAACAUUUUAACCAGGGGCCAGUUGUUUUGGGGCGCUGGGGACCACCAAGGAGAGCCACUCUCUGGUUCAUUUGGACUCACAAGGCUUCCUGCCUGGUUUAGCAUUUUUCAUCAGGCAGGAUCUGCUGAGACUUUCCCCCUGGCAGGAGGAGGGGGGAGGCGGCCCUCCGCCUCUGGGACGUGACUCCUAACACAGAAGGGGUU
Messenger RNA from Suricata suricatta (meerkat), 1823 nucleotides. RefSeq names its product von Hippel-Lindau tumor suppressor (gene VHL). The transcript has 3 exons. The record is from RefSeq and is a predicted model, not a curated record. NCBI's taxonomy places the organism in Eukaryota, Metazoa, Chordata, Mammalia, Carnivora, Herpestidae. The coding region runs from base 75 to 734 and encodes 219 amino acids.